AUGUCGAAAUUAUUGCCAUUAUUUAUUGAAGGAGAAGUAGUAAAAGGAUUUGGAAGAGGUUCUAAGGAGUUGGGCUGUCCAACAGCCAACUUUUCACUUGAGGUGGUGCAAUCGCUACCCAAAGGCCUAGAGCCAGGAGUAUAUUAUGGGUGGGCUCAAGUGGAUUUCCAGACAGUCCACAAAAUGGUGGCAAACGUCGGUUGGUGUCCCUUCUACCAAAACAAAGAAAUGUCCGUUGAAGCCCAUGUAAUGCACAAAUUUGACAAUGACUUCUAUGGUUCCCAUUUGAAAAUAUGUGUCAUUGGAUACUUACGACCAGAGAAAAAUUUUAGUUCAUUAAAUGACUUGAUUGAAGCUAUUAAAAAUGACAUAGAGACUGCUGACAAGAAACUAGAGGAAGAAGAAUCAAGGCUUUUGAAGGGCCAUAAGUUUUUUAACAAGAACAAUAACAGUUGCGCU
Iphiclides podalirius (scarce swallowtail) is the source of this 459-nucleotide messenger RNA. The record is from the annotation of a GenBank genome assembly. NCBI's taxonomy places the organism in Eukaryota, Metazoa, Arthropoda, Insecta, Lepidoptera, Papilionidae.